CGACCUAGCAGGGGCGACGGAUCAACGACGCUUCCCGGAAGGUGGAAAGCGUCUCACGGGGCCGGUCAGACGAGCCACCUUCGAGACCGCGACGCGAGCGCCGAUCUCAACCGUCCGUCCCGCGUCCCCGACGAUCCGACGGCUGGCGCACGAUGUGGCGCUCCGCCUCGCUAUAAAUCGGACGCCGCUCCGCCGGUCUCGAGCUCCUCCUAGAUCCCACGCCACAGGCAGAGCAGAGCUGAGCUGAGCAGUCUGGCAGAGCGCUCUCCUCCGGCUGACGGCGAUCCACUGCCAUGGCGAUGAGUGACACUGGCUCCAGCUUCGCGAACUGGACCGACGACCUCUACCGCUACGACACCCCCGGCCUGGGCGGCGCGGCGGCGGACUCGACGAUCGUCGCCUCCGCGACGCCGACGAGCCCGGCGUCGGCGGGGUCCGGCGACGGGAGCCCGUCACGGGCGGCGGGCGGGGCCCUGGGCGCGCGGGUGGCGGGCAAGCCGGCGGCGAGGAAGCGGGCCCGCGCGUCGCGCCGCGCGCCCGUGACGCUGCUCAACACGGACGCCAGCAACUUCCGCGCCAUGGUGCAGCAGUUCACCGGCAUCCCCUCCGUCCCCACCGGCCCGUACGGCGGCGCCCCCGUCAUCAACUUCGGCGGGGUCUCCGCCUACGGCUUCGCGCCGCCGCAGCAGCAGCAGCAGCCGGCCGUGUCCUUCGACCGCCGCCUCCACCAGCAGCGGCCGCAGUACACCGGCGCCGCAUUCGGCUACGGCGGCCACCUGCUGCAGCAAGACGUGUUCGCGCACGGGCUCGGCGCCGCGGAGGACCGGAUGCUCCUGGAGAGCAUGCAGGCGGCGCAGAUGCCCGCCGCGCGCGCCGCUCACGACGGCGCUACUGGCUACUUCGCUUGAUCGAUCAAGUGAUUAUUAACUAAGUUUGAAUUUCUUGCCUGGUUUGUUCAUGGUAGUUCGUUCAUCAAUCACCUGCAGCUGUAUGUAAAUACUUGAACGGGAAUUUGGAUUUUGCCUGUGAUUCUUGCCA
Hordeum vulgare subsp. vulgare (domesticated barley) is the source of this 1038-nucleotide messenger RNA. RefSeq lists its product as uncharacterized. The record is from RefSeq and is a predicted model, not a curated record. Bases 294 to 908 code for a protein of 204 amino acids. The transcript has a single exon. NCBI's taxonomy places the organism in Eukaryota, Viridiplantae, Streptophyta, Magnoliopsida, Poales, Poaceae.